ACACAAGGUCAAGGUAAUACAGGUAACUCCAAUGAUAACACUACUGCGGGAACAGGUGAAGGUAGACAAGAAAAAACAGACGAAACUGUAACUGGUGGUGAUGAAGAUACAUCAGGUACUGUCGUACAACAUCAACCAGCUGGACAAUUAAUUGCCGGACAAUUUGUACGAAUUCAAGAUGCAUUUCCGACUGAAGCUGUGAAAAGUAUACAUGAAAAACAUUUUGACAAUGUACCCAAACACCAACCUCAUACACAGACAAGUCAUCAUGAUGCUAAAUUUAUUAUUCAACCAAGAAAAAUGUGA
This is a messenger RNA of Rotaria sp. Silwood1, 306 nucleotides long. The record is from the annotation of a GenBank genome assembly. NCBI's taxonomy places the organism in Eukaryota, Metazoa, Rotifera, Eurotatoria, Philodinida, Philodinidae.